AUGGAUUGGUAUCCUUUUACGGAUGAAGAAAAAGAAGUUCUCCUGAACUCGUGGAAACAUCUCGAACCGCUCAAACAGUCGAUAGGGUGCGAUAUCUACGAAAUGAUCUUUAAUCAGUGCCCGGAAGUGCGGAAGUUGUUUCCAAAGAUGAAGUUUGUGCAUUCGAAGCCAGACAAGAAGAGUUGUGAGUUCGCAUUUCAAGCUCUUCGAUUUGUACAGGUCAUCGAAGGAGCCGUGAUGUCGCUUGAUAAU
Messenger RNA from Strongylus vulgaris, 252 nucleotides. The record is from the annotation of a GenBank genome assembly. Lineage: Eukaryota; Metazoa; Nematoda; Chromadorea; Rhabditida; Strongylidae.